CGUCAUCUUCAAUGUAAUCCUUUAAUCAAAGGUGUACUUACGUCAAUUUAGUCUACCUAUAAAUAUACAGUGUAAGUUGGUAAUUGUUAAGAAUCGACGUUAAAAAACCUGAUCUCAGUUUUUUUUUAACUUCAAUUCACACCAAAUUAGUUUUGGUGUUAAGCUUUUGUGCGUUUUGUGAUCCGGUGUGCCUGGAUUUCUCGCCCUUUCUUCCCCACUAUUGCUUGUUACCCGAGCCCUGAGAUAUUCUACGGUAGAAAAAUAUAUUUCAACGCUAUCGAGCACGGGUGUAGUAUACUAAGAAAAAAUAUCUCCCUUACGUAAAGUGGAGAUAUAUACGUAAAAAAAAAAAACUCAAAACGCGUCACGCCGGCGUCGUGGGCCUUUGGGGGGGCCUCUCCGCAGCGGCCCCCCAGUACAGGGCCUAAUGCAAGUCUCAGAAACGGCGCUAUUUUAGCUAGAUCUGAAACCGCACCUCUGCCGACACCGGCAACCAAACAAAUGAAGAACCCUUCGAGCAUCAUGAGGCAGUCAAGCCUCACCAAACUUGGGUCCAUGAUCAACACGGCCGUUAACAAAAGAAGUGGCAACGGUGAUAUACAGUGGUGCUUCUCACAGGUGAAGGGUACCCUAGAAGACGACGUUACGGAGGCUGAUAUAAUCUCCUGCGUUGAGUUUAACCAUGAUGGCGAUCUUCUCGCAACAGGAGACAAAGGCGGACGAGUCGUCAUUUUCCAGAGAGAUCCUAUUAGUAAAAACAGUAUACCACGUCGCGGAGAGUACAACGUUUAUAGUACCUUCCAAAGCCACGAACCAGAGUUUGAUUACUUAAAAUCUUUAGAAAUAGAAGAAAAAAUUAACAAAAUUAGAUGGCUUAAGAGAAAAAAUCCUGCACACUUCCUACUUUCUACAAACGACAAGACUAUUAAACUAUGGAAAGUCAGUGAACGAGACAAGAGAGUCGAGGGAUAUAACACUAAAGAAGAAAAUGGAUCUAUUAGGGAUCCAGCUUGUAUUACAGCGCUCAGGGUACCCACCAUAAAACCAAUGGAAUUAAUGGUGGAGGCGUCACCGAGACGGAUUUUUGCCAAUGCGCACACGUAUCACAUAAACAGUAUCAGUGUCAAUAGUGACCAGGAGACAUAUCUCAGUGCAGAUGAUCUUAGAAUAAACCUGUGGCAUCUUGAAAUCACCGAUCAGAGUUUCAAUAUCGUAGAUAUUAAGCCGACGAAUAUGGAAGAGCUGACAGAAGUGAUAACUGCCGCUGAAUUCCAUCCAGUUGAGUGCAACUUAUUAGUUUACAGCAGUAGCAAAGGAACAAUCAGGCUGUGUGAUAUGAGGGCUGCUGCCCUAUGUGAUCGACAUAGCAAACUUUUUGAAGAACCAGAAGAUCCGACAAAUAGAAGCUUUUUCUCAGAAAUCAUAUCGUCAAUUAGUGACGUAAAAUUAAGCAACUCUGGCAGGUAUAUGAUUAGCAGAGACUACCUCAGUGUCAAAGUUUGGGACCUACACAUGGAGACUAAGCCCAUCGAGUGUUAUCACGUGCACGAUUACCUGAGAUCAAAACUCUGUUCGUUGUACGAGAAUGACUGCAUUUUUGACAAAUUCGAAUGUUGUUGGAGUGGAAACGACUCGGCAAUCAUGACCGGUUCUUAUAACAAUUUCUUCAGAGUAUUUGAUCGCUCUACAAAACGAGAUCUUACUUUAGAAGCUGCCCGUGAUAUCGCUAAGCCUAAAACACUGCUCAAACCACGAAAGGUAUGCACAGGUGGUAAACGCAAAAAAGAUGAAAUUAGUGUAGAUUGUUUGGACUUUAAUAAAAAAAUUCUACAUACCGCAUGGCAUCCGUCUGAAAAUGUUGUUGCUGUAGCAGCUACCAACAAUCUCUUUCUAUUUCAAGACAAACUUUAGCACAUCUGUAUGCAGAUAACACAACGCUACAUAAUGACGUGAAAAUAUCAUGUGGGACCGACUAAGGAGCAGUGUGUAUGGCUGAUAGCACGAAGAUAACGCAGACGAAAGUUGACUCGCCUUGCCGAUCGUCGACCGACUGAUGAAGGAUGUACGCAGGGAACAUCCAUCCACACGCACUUAUAACACACAAAAAAAAACAAGAAAAAAUUAUUAAAACAAAAAAAAAAAUGAAUGAAAUAAACCAUCGUACACCUAGCUCCAAGUGUCUACCAAGCUGCUAGCUCAAAACACAGAUUUGAACGACGAUGUAAAGUGAACUUCAUAUUCAACCUGUCAUUUGUCUUCGAUGAGCGGUUACGUUCGAACAUAAACUAUCGGGUCUUUUUUUGAAUCGCUAAAUUGCAAAAAUGCUCAGUAUAUCACUUUUAUUAUUCAGAUUUCUUCGUUACAUGAUGGAUUUCUUUUGGAAUAUUAUGAUUCAUUUUUUUUCUUCCAACGCAACCGUUUCAUGGGCAGUUCGGUAGAUCCUUCGCCUGUGCAUCAAAAACGCUGUAGAAACAUUCGUCAAUCCAUUUAUUUUAUUUUAUUUCUAAUGUUAUUUUAUUGUUACUAUUGCUAUUAUUAUUAUUAUUAUUAUUAUUAUUAUUAUUAUUAUUAUUAUUAUUACUACUACUACUACUGCUACUGCUACUGCUACUACUGCUACUACUACUACUACUACUACUACUACUACUACUACUACUACUACUAUUAUGCUAUUGCUAUUGUUAUUACUAUUACUAUUACUAUUACCACCAAUCAUUUCUGUUAUUUGAACGAUGAUUAUGAGGUACGAAUCUGGAUAACUUUAUCUUGAAGUAUUUAGCUAGUUUUGGAGAAAUUAACGUUCAGAUAUUUGUUGAAUAAAUUUUGGAUAUCAAUCAUCUUUCAGGUUUUGCCCAUGCAUCGAAAUGGGAUCAUCGUCUACUUUCUGGUUUCCUGUUACCGAAUUUAUUCUCCGCGAAAUAAUUAAUUUUAUAUUCAUACAAUAAUGGAAUUAAAUGACCUAUCGUAUUGGGUAUAGGUUUUUUUUUUUCAUUAUUUUUUGUUCAAAUUUCUAUUUUGAUAUCAAAAACCGUCGUUUAAACUAUGGACUUACGGUAUCCCGUUGUAGUAGCCGCUUAUUGCUUAAAUUCAGAAUUUAAUCUAUUGACUUCUUCCAGCUACAAGAUGAAGGUAUACUAACACAAUGCUACCAAGAGAAAAACUUGAAAAAUCAUGCUACUGAAUAUUUUGAUUGGGCAAUUUAUCAUUGAAUUUAAUGAAUGACGCACACUUGAAGAUGGGCAUUCGAUAACACGAAAUACAUGUAUAUACAGCGCUGUGUAUAUGUACCUAUACAGGGACAAAACCUGGAAACUGGCCACUCCGUGCGCCUGAGUAGCGUUACCUUAACGUACGCGUCGUAUGGAGUAGCCAGUUUCCACAGAGUGUCCUUGUAUGUAUGAAAAUAUUCAAUAAUAUGUAUGUAUAUCUAUAGAAUCAACGCAUAGCACACCAAGGCACCGAUGAUUUUUUAAGAAAAAAUGAAGAAGUACAUCAAGCAUAAUGAUAUAAGAGAGAGAAAAAAGAAGGACAGAGAAAUGACUAUAAAAUAUGCAUUGAUAUUUAUUGAACUUAAUAACACACUGAUUAAAGACACACGUACUGCACUUGACAUGAGUAAGCUGGGCUUGCAAAUGAGAAGAAAGAGUAUUGUGUAUGAUAGAAUGGUUCCUAGGUUCACGAUAUGAUGUGUUACAUCAUUGGAUAAAGCGUUUCAGUGAAUUCGCUGAACGUUGUAAGCUUGCGGAAAUAAGAUACAAAAAAUAUUUUGUAAAAAAAACCAAUUGAUUGAAUUGUAAAUUUUUUUUGAUGUGAUUGUAAUUUCUCCUACGAGAUACAACUCGUUUACGUUUACCAAUUUUUAUUUUAUAAUCUAGACAAUUCGGUACGCCGAAUUGAUCAAGAGAAUUCAGGAAUCUAACAACCCUCGUAAUUUAUUUUUCGAAACAAACCGUCAAUCCAAACUAGACCUUUAAAGUUUACCAGACGGAUCGAAGACCUAUAUUAAACGAACUUUUUUUACUAAAUCAGUUUUACUAAAUGGCAUAAUAAGUUCCAUUUUUUUCAUUAGACUUUCUUAUUCUUUUGGUUUAUAGGUAUAAUAGUAACAGUAAGGAGAAGAAAAAUUAAAAUUCUAAUGAUUUGCUAAGUAUUUGGAAAUUUUAUCCAGCAAACAACGAUCUAGACAUUUUUGCCAAUCAUCGUAUUUACGAUACAUCUCUGAUUUCUUACAUUAAAAAAUGUAAAUUUCUUCAAAGCUGAAAAAGUUUGCAUGCCCCGCCCCUACUGCGCUAUAAACCAGUGACAUUGGUAAUUAUUAAUAAUAGUAAUAAUAAUAAUAUCGACAACAACAGAGAAAACGAAUAAUAAUAAUAACAACGAUAACAAUAAUUAAUUGAAGCACUGUAACAGUGAACGUAGAUUACGACAAUGGGUAGUCAUGUAUUGAGAUAAGAAAUCGAACAUACAAAGUACGGAAAUAGUAAUAAAUAAUGAAUAAUAAUAAUAAUAAGAUGAACAGUAAUCGUAUAAUAAUAAUAAUGAAAAUCAUCUGUAAUUCUAAUAAAACUAUCGAUUAGGAUGUUACGAGGCAAAAUCGCAAAACUCACCACAACGUAAGUUGGUGAUGUGCAGCGUUAUUUUUGUAUUAGGUAUUGUUACACUAACAUUUUUCUCUAAUUUUUGUGCUUUUUAAUUUUUUUUUCUCUUUCCUCUUCUUUGUGAACUGCUAUAUAAUGUAUUUAUAUACAUGUAUACGGGUUAGCUACGGUAAAAAUGAUCUGACUGUGGUCGUCUUUAGCCAAAAUGAAUAAUUAGGUAGAUAAUAAGUUCAGUGUAAAAAGUUUUUUUUUUAUCGUCACCUUUUUACUCUGAAAUCAGAUCUAAGAAAGAAAAAAAUAUUAUUUUGUCGCAUCAAAUUUGAUCGAUAGAAUGUCAACUGAAAGAAAGAAAAGGUGGUUCAAGAAAAAAAAAUCAGAGCGGUGUUGCAGGUAGUUUGCGUUGUACACCACGUUGCAAGAUGUGAGACAUUGACAUGUUGAAAAAAAAAACAAUCGUGAAAGUUGUAACGCAGCUAGCUGAAACCUUUUUUGUCUCAUUCUGACUAACAAUUUAUUUCAAUAUACCUCUCAAACUGUGAUGGUGACAGAGAAGUAAAAUGUAUAAUGCAGCAUGUUGUAAAUUCGAUAAAUUUUUACAGAAUAUUUUUAUGAUCACUACUUAGAAUAAUUAAACUAUGAAAAUUUCAUCGGGAUAUUUCGACAACAUAGCAUUAAUAAAAUAAUAUUGGAUGAAAAUUUUUGCAAGUCAGGGUACCAUAAUGAAUUUCAACUUACAAACCGCAACAUGGAAUUAUAAACCGCAAAAGCAUUGCUCUGUAUUUGAGUACUGAAAAAAGCCAUAUACUAAAUCUCAGAACUCCCUUGUAUGUACUUCACGCCGAAUAACGAUGAGAAUGUUCGGCUUUUGGAAGCGAAUAAUAGAUUUAAAAAAACGGAAAUAAACAAAAUAAUAAUGACAUCGUGUAGAAUGAAACAAAUAAACAUGGGCAAAUGUAAUAACUUAUGGCAAAUCUGAAAAGAAUACAGCAAGAUGUCGGUGAUAUUUUGUAAUGUAGUGUUUGAACGAAAGAAGAAAGAAAAAAGAAAUUGAUCAAUAAACACUUGUAAAAAAUUUGAUCCAUUUUGAUUUAUGAGCAUUUAUGGUUUGGUUAUUUUUUUGUCUCAUGAAACAUAUAAUUUGAAAAAAUUUUACUAUCAUCAAGUGAAUAAUUCAAUUCUUGUAUUGAAUUUUUGUUAGCCCUAGAUUUUGUCGAACGUGUUGUCUAGGUGGUGAAUUAGAAAGAGAAUACCCAUUCUGAGCUUUGGCGAGGCUAUUGCUUUAUGAACUCGAAAUAUGAAGUUCAUAAAUACGCACUGAAUUUUUACUUAAUUUCAUUGAGAAUAAAUAACAGCCUCAUUCUUAUGCUGCGAUUAACAAGGGAUAGUGAAUUUGUAAUGCCAGGUGAAUAUCUACUUUAGUAGGGAAUACUGGGAAGAGAUAAUAUAACAAAGUUCGUGCCAUAAAAUAAUGUAUUCUGCCCAACCAGUGGAUAAUGUUGAUAGAAAAUUUUUAAUCAUCUAUAAAUAACGAAUAUUACCGCAAUUGUAAAAUAGAACGUGCAGCAGAAAUGAAGAUUGUGAAUUUAUAGAUGUAUUUUAGAAGCUUCGUUCAUCAGUAUUAGAUAAUUUCAAUGGCAAGGGUGGCUUAAAAAUUGUAUUUUUGGAAACAAAUUGUAAAAAAAUAACUUGAAAGUUAAAAAUCUUAGCUUCAAUGAAUUAUUAUCUUGCAAAAAUGUUUCUGCAAGAAUAACUGUGGCUAUAUUACAUUAUUUGUAUACAUUAUUAUAACUCGUAGUAUUAAAUUAAUAUAAUUGAUUUGAUUAGAACUGUAUUAAUAUUAUACCAGGUGCUCCAAAUAUUUUGUUGUAUGUAUGAAAAUGGCGAAGAAAACUGCCUGAUACUUGAGUAUUACCAUACGAUGAAUAGAUUCCACACCUUACAAUCAGAUGAAUAGCCUGAUCUUUGGGACACUCCGUAAUAAAUUGAUUAUUGCAAUUUUCAAUAUUAUAAGGUAUUAAGAAUUUGAAGGCAGUGUCAAAGUUGAACUGAGAAUUCCUUCUUUUUUAGAUGAAAUAUAGAGAAAAAAUAAAGCAAUGAAAGCGAUGAAGACCUACUUUUAAGUAAAUGACUAAUUUUAAUACGUAAGCAUAAAAAAACAAUGUAUGAUAAUAGGUAACGAAAUGAAGAAGCUGAAAAAGUAAUAUUAGUAAACAAGAACUGUAUAUGUAUAAGAACUUGGUGUACUUUGCAGUGGUUUAUUUCGCUGAUAUUAAUUACAUACAUACACCACGAAAUACAA
Molecule: messenger RNA, 6897 nt
Organism: Athalia rosae (coleseed sawfly)
Lineage: Eukaryota; Metazoa; Arthropoda; Insecta; Hymenoptera; Athaliidae
Gene: tws
Product: protein phosphatase PP2A 55 kDa regulatory subunit
Exons: 10
Coding region: 502-1911 (469 amino acids)
Biological process (GO): peptidyl-serine dephosphorylation
Cellular component (GO): protein phosphatase type 2A complex; cytosol
Molecular function (GO): protein binding; protein phosphatase regulator activity
Source: RefSeq, a predicted model, not a curated record